UAUUCAUUUAAUAUUUAAUAUUAUAUUUACUAUUAAUAUUUUAUUUAUUUUAAUAUUAGUAUUAUAUUAUUAAUGUUUUAUGCUUAAUUUAAUCUAUGGUAUAAGGUCUAAGGUUGCAACCCAAAAUUUCUAUUAUCUUUUAUGAUCGUGGCUAUGAUAAUGAUUAUUGAUAUGAUUUGAGAAAUAAAAAAAAUGUAACCUGUAGUAUGGACCUUACUGUAUUAUUAGCUAUUUUUUCUGCAUCUGUCAUUGUAGGACUAUUUGGUUUUGUAUUUCGAUACAAAUUUUUCAAAAGUGAACUAGAUAAAAAUAUUGAAGUUGAAACUGUGAAUAGACCAAGGACUGGAAUUCGUGGACAAAAUCGAAAUGCAAUUCGGCGUAACGCUCGUAAUAUUUUAGAACCUAGGAAUGAUAAUGCUAUAGUAGAAGAUGAUGACGAUGAAACCCCAGUAGAUACCACAGUUAUUGAUCCAAAAUUAGGGACAAAAAAACGUGCAAAACUAGAAGCUAAAGCAGAGAAAAAAAUUAAGCGAGAAGCAGAGUUAAAAGAUCGUGAAGAUCGUAAAAAACAACAAGAAGCUGAAGAAGCAGAAAGAAAAGCUCGUGAGGAUCAUGAACGACGACAGGAACAAGAACGGUUAGCUGUUGAAAAAAGAUUAGCCGAAGAAAAAGCUAAACGAGAACAUGAGGAGUAUUUGAAAUUAAAAGAAACUUUUAGCAUAGAAGAAGAAGGAUUUGAGGAAACCUUGGAUGACGAAGGAGCUACAUUAUCUCAGUUUAUUAACUAUAUCAAAGAAAAUAAAGUUAUUAUACUUGAUGAGUUAGCUAUGGAGUUUAAAUUAAAAACACAAGUUGCUAUUGAUAGAAUACAAAAUUUACUAGACAACGGUUCGUUAACAGGGGUAAUCGAUGAUCGUGGAAAAUUCAUAUUUAUAUCACAAUAUGAACUUGAUGCAGUAGCUUCGUUCAUCAAAAAACGCGGACGGGUAUCAUUAACUGAAUUGGCAGAGCAUAGUAACAACUUAAUUGUUUUAGAAAAAUCAGUUACUUCAGUAAUAUAAAACAUCGAAAAUAACUAUUAUUCAGUUCUUGUUACUUUUUUUUAUUUUCAAAAAUAAUAACAAUAUACUAUUUAUAUUUAAA
Adelges cooleyi (spruce gall adelgid) is the source of this 1143-nucleotide messenger RNA. It is a transcript of the gene Ddrgk1, whose product is annotated as DDRGK domain-containing protein 1. Bases 207 to 1061 code for a protein of 284 amino acids. The record is from RefSeq and is a predicted model, not a curated record. The transcript is spliced from 7 exons. Lineage: Eukaryota; Metazoa; Arthropoda; Insecta; Hemiptera; Adelgidae.